Molecule: messenger RNA, 621 nt
Organism: Dovyalis caffra
Lineage: Eukaryota; Viridiplantae; Streptophyta; Magnoliopsida; Malpighiales; Salicaceae
Source: the annotation of a GenBank genome assembly
AUGGUAAGAACUAGAACAACAACAACAUCAUCGUCAAUGUCGUCAGAGAGACAAUGUGAUAGAAAUCAUGAGCCCAAGUACAAGGGUGUUCGAAAGAGAAAAUGGGGUAAGUGGGUGUCUGAAAUUAGGCUACCCAAUAGCCGAGAAAGAAUAUGGUUAGGAUCCUAUAACACGCCUGAAAAGGCUGCACGUGCAUUUGACGCUGCUUUGUAUUGCUUACGUGGUAGUGGUGCCAAGUUCAAUUUCCCCGAUAAUCCACCGAACAUUGUUGGGGGACAGUCGCUUAAUCCGCAAGAAAUACAAGAACUUGCUGCCAGGUUUGCUAAUGAGGAGUCAACAUCUUCCACAACUAUGGAAGGUGAAUCAUCGUCGCGUGUGGAGAAUUACACAUCAUCAUCGUCUGAAGGUGGAGCUGGACAAACGGAUUGUGAUACUAUAGAUUGGUCAUUUUUGGAUUCGUUGGAGUCUAAUGGAGAUACAUCACAUUUUGGACUCUAUCAUGGGUUGGACCAUAUGGAUGGUGAUUAUUAUCCUCCGCCGCCGCCGCCACCUGAUUAUAACGAGGAUGAUCAUAUUGGAGAUGAUGCUUACUCUCAUCAGUCAUUUCUUUGGAACUUUUGA